Messenger RNA from Linum trigynum, 1286 nucleotides. The record is from the annotation of a GenBank genome assembly. Lineage: Eukaryota; Viridiplantae; Streptophyta; Magnoliopsida; Malpighiales; Linaceae.
CCAACUUCAACUUCUUCAACAACAAACAAAUGUAUACAGUUGUCUUCAGCAGCAGCACUCAACAGCUCCACUACUCGCAGCGCCAGUCAUCCUACGACUCUUCCUCAUCAGCAUCCAACGGCAGCGGCACCACUUCGUCGGACAAUCAGCAGCACCAGCUGGCGGCGGAGGUGCCGAAGAAGCGGACCGGGAGGAGGGUGUUCAGGGAGACGCGCCACCCGGUUUACCGAGGCGUUAGGAGCCGCAAAGGCGACAAGUGGGUCUGCGAGCUCCGCGAGCCAACCACCGGGACACGUGUCUGGCUCGGAACUCACGCGACCGCCGAGAUGGCAGCCCGGGCCCAUGACGUGGCAGCCCUGGCGUACCGCGGGAAGUCCGCCUGCCUCAACUUCGCCGACUCCGCCUGGCGCCUCCCCGUUCCCGCUUCCACCGAUCAGUUGGACGUCAGGAGGGCGGCGGCCGAGGCCGCCGCGAUGUUCCUUCCCGGCCAGGCGGCGGAUGUGCAUGAACAUAUCGCCGGCGGCGGGGAUUAUGCUGACAAUGGUGAUAGCAACGAUAACAAUGAUGUGGUUCAUGAUGAAGUGGAGGGUGAGGUGCCGAGGCUGCUGUGGGAGAUGGCGGAAGGCCCGCUGCUGUCUCCGCCGCGCUGCUACGGAGCGGAGAGCGGCGGGUGGAGCGGUUACAUUGCGGAGGAGAGCGGCAGUUACUUGAACAACUUUGCUGAUGAAGAAUAUGACUGGUCGUUGUGGAGUAAUUAGUUACUGUACGCAGUCAGCGAUGACAUUGAUUAAUCGUUGCGGGAAGGAAGGAAGGAGUCCGUACUACUCGUGAAAAUUUUGAAGUAACGAGUGAGUGGCCUUGAUUGCUUGCUUGCUCAGAGACAUUCUGAACCAAGUUGUAAGGAAAUUAGACAGCGAUCUUGUCGUGUUGGGGUUGUCUUCUUUCGAUCGUCCAUUGUUUUGUGGGACGAGAGGGAAGGGAUGAAAGGGUGUGUGUGCUCAUAAUAUCCUUUUUAGUUGUUUGAGCACAUAUCCGAUCCACACCAGCCAUUCGGGGGGAGGACUCCUGGAAUGCUAUCUUCUCCAUCGUUGCGGCGACCUUUUUUUUUUUUGCUCGCCGUCGAUGCUGAUCGGCCGACGGAAGGUUUUUGUUUUGAUGGGCAAUUUCCCCUCACCUGCUGAAACCGGCCGGGGCCACAUGGUGCCCCUAUUGUUGAAAUUGUAGUUGUGGGGUUCCUUCUCGGAUUACUUAUGUCUUUCAUUCCCUAAUAAUCCACUCAGACGUAC